Messenger RNA from Penicillium chermesinum, 1905 nucleotides. Its product is annotated as Leucine Rich Repeat domain protein. The coding region runs from base 1 to 1905 and encodes 634 amino acids. The transcript has 5 exons. Lineage: Eukaryota; Fungi; Ascomycota; Eurotiomycetes; Eurotiales; Aspergillaceae. The record is from RefSeq and is a predicted model, not a curated record.
AUGACUUCUCUCGCUUCUGUCCUGCACCUCAAGCCGACGUCGCCGCGCUUCACUUCGACCCCGACGAACGGGUCCAGAUCCAGCAGCCGUCGCCGCCCGUCGUUUGGCUCCAUCAAAGAGGACGUGAGCGGCAUUGCGCAAUCCUUCGUGGACACUCAUCGCGAGGCUUCGCCAGCAUCGCCCACCUCGCCCACUUUGACUUCGCCCACUUCGACCUCACCCAAGGAAAUAAAGGAGCCCCGCAAGUGGGAGCUUCCGGAAAUGCAGCAUUGCCCUGACUUCUGUUGCCCAUGCGGUGGCUUCCUGGGGUGGAAGCAGAUUCGUUUAGGAGGGAGGGGUCUGAGUCGCAGCUAUGGGGAUCUCCGUGUGUUGGGAAACUUGCAAGCCAAAGGCUGGGCCUGGGAAACUACUGACUCUGGAAGGGAACUACGACCACCUCAGGCCGACCUAGCUGUGGACCUCGCGCCUCCGCGGCCACCCCCAGGCACUUCGGCCAUUGAGAAGCUCCCUCGAGAAGUUCUUGAUAUUAUUAUUUCCCACCUCGCAGUUGAUAUCCCGCCCAAUGGAUAUACCCCACGAAACGUCGAUUUGGUCUCAUGCCUUCUAACUUCACGCACGUUGCACGCAGCGACUUUAAGUGUGCUCUAUCGGAACAUGACGUUCCCUCAUUCCAUCAUCUUCUCCAAGGCACUCAACCAUAUGUCAACCUACCCAGCUUUGGGCACCCUGGUGCGUCGUUUGGAUUUCUCACACUUCACCUCCGUUGGUCUUGGUCGUACCAAGCAGAUGAAUGCGGAGAUCCAGAACUUAACCUCCAGAACCCUCUUGCAAAUGCUCGAUCUUCUCCCCAAUCUAAAAGAGUGCCUGUUGCAGGAACAUUUAGAAGGAGAUAUCAGCGUGGACGUGGUUCGGAAGCUCUUCAUGGGAUUGCCUAACCUGCAGGCAGUGGACUUGUGUGGCUGCUCUACCCAGUCAUUCUCCCAGAUCUUCCAAGAAGCCCUGACGGCUGGCCCGGCACUGCCCCCUGACUCCAUCCCAGCACCUAUGUUCGACCUGCUCUUGUCUCGAUUGGUGAACCUGACGCACCUCGAUUUGACACACACCCAGGUCAACGACUCGGCUCUUCUUGCAAUCCCCGAAACCGCGUGUAUCACUCACUUGAGUCUGUCUCGGUGCACUCGCCUUCGCCCGUCCGUCUUGGUUGAAUUUUUGUCCACCCAUCCGGCGGUUUGCGACUCUUUGGUAUUCUUGAACCUCUUGACCGAUGCCACUCGCUUCCGCCUACUUGAAGCGGACGACGUGAAGGCUCUCCUUCCGAAGCUUCCGCGCACUCUUCGAUCAUUGAACCUGGGCGGAGCACGAGUCACGUCUGAACAUGUUCCACUCCUGGUUCCCCUGACCCGGCACCUAGAAGAGCUGGGCCUGAGUUCUGCGGACCUUUCGGUGAAGGAUGUGAAUCAGUUUUUCACUCGAACCCCUGAAACCGAUCCUGAAGCGGAUCCCGAGCAGAAGAAGCGCAACAGCACCCCGCUGCCUCCCAGCACUCUUUGCUACCUUGAUCUUGCCAAGGUCACGCAGAUGACUAUCGGGUCCAUCUUCAAUUUGAACCAGUGCCUCCUCUUGACUGAGCAAAGCUACCCACUGCAGGUCAUUGAGUUCAGUGAGAAGCUGAUCAACCCUUUGCGCGAGCGUGCCAAGACUCAGCGUUCUUCCGUGGGCUGGACUGAUCGAGAGCUCGGUCGCCGCGGUUGGUACGUGCGAGACCCGGCAUCUAUGCCCAAUGUCCCAACGGAUGACGGUGCUCGCUCUUGGAAGGUCGGAGCUCGGUGGUGGGGUAUGCGCAAGAUCCCCGUGGCAGUCGGAGAGGUCGGUGGUAUCUACGGACACUACAUGUUCAAGAAAUGA